UGAUACCAUCUCAACAGCAGCAGCAGCAGAUGCUGAACCUGCGGGCUACUAGUCAAGCCUCCCUCCUCAGCGCCAACCCCAUGCUCCAGCGGGCCCUGCUCAUCCAGCAGAUGCAAGGUAACUUGAGAGGCUUCAACAUGGCCGCAGCCCCUGUGCUCCAGCAGUUCUUCCCUCAGGCGACAAGACACUCCCUUUUGGGUCCGCCUCCUGUUGGGGUCUCCUUGAAGCCCACUCGCCUGGCUUUCCCUGGGGGCCUCCCUUUUCAGCGGCAGAAUCAGACCUUUCGCAAGGACUUCUCAAGGACCUCUGAGAGGAAACGGGAGGCGGAUUCUGCAACUUCCUCCUCUCAGGGCCAAGGAGCGGAUGAGCGCCUGCCUGUGGUGGAUAUGUCUAUCAUCAAAGAGGGGUCUGAGCAGCCGAAUUCUCCACCUCCAGAGACUCUGGCAGAAUCUUCUCCAGCUGGCCAGCCGGCAGCCAAGCGGCUCAGAAGGGAAGCUGAGGACACAAUCCCAGAAGAAGCAAUAUGUCUUCAGCAAGUGGAGGAGUCCAACACAGAAUCCCACCUGGAAGAGGCAGGCAACGGGAAAGAGAACCUGGCUGCAGAUACUUCCAAGGAAAAGAACAUUGCUGGAGAGCUGAAGAUUUCGGAGGUGGUCAGCUCUGCAGGCUCCCUGAAAGUCACAAUUCAGCAGAGCAGCGAGAACCGAGCCAUCAGCACCACGGCCCUAAAGCCAGCCUUCUGGACCUCUGAGACGGGCACAGCCGAAGGCAGCCCUGAGGCUACCCUGAAAUUCUACUGUUACAUAUGCAAGACUAACUGUUAUAACCAACAGAAUUUCCAGGCCCACAUGGCAGGAGCUCAGCACCAGCAGCGACUUCGGGAGAUCCAGCACAUGAGCAACAUAUGCCUUGUCUCGUUGUUGCCUGUGGUGAAGGAGCAGAAACCACUGGCUGAGAAAGAAGGAGAGAGCCAGCGGAGGUGGUGUAACACCUGCCAGAUAUAUUUUACAGGUGACCUGAUCAAGCAUCGCCGGACUCAGGAACACAAGCUUGCCAAGCGCUCCCUCCGACCCUUUUGCAUGGCGUGCAGCCGGCACUUCAAGACCCCGCGCAAGUUUGUGGAGCAUAUGAAGUCUCCAGAGCAUAAGCAGAAGGCCAAAGAGGUGAAGUUGGGGGAGAAGGAGCAGGCUGGGCCGGAGGAUUCUGAGGAGCUCAUAACAGUUGAUGCUGUUGGCUGCUUUGAAGAUGACGAGGAAGAAGAGGAAGAAGAAGAGGAAGAGGAGGAGGAGCAGCAGCAGCAGCAGCAGGGAAAUGCUGGAGAAGAGGCAGCCUCUGAAGUAGGACAGCUGGAUAAGGAAGAGUCUCUCAUCAAGCAGGGAGCAGCACUGGAAGAUUCUGGAGGGAGUGAGGAGUACUGUCCAGAUACCAUCUAUGGCCUGGAUUUUCUGGUCCCUGUGGUAGGCUUCCUCUGCCGGUUGUGCCACAAAUUCUGCCAUAGCGACUCUGCUGCUCAACUUGCCCACUGCAAAUCCCUGAUGCAUUUAGAGAAUCUCCAGCGGUACAAAGCCAUGAGACUCCAGCCUGCUACUGCAUUUGUGGACACAUCCAUCUAUCCCCAGCAGGGGCUGAGUGGCCUGCAGACGACUCCUCCUCCUCCUCCUGCUGCUGCUGCUGCUGCUGCUGCCGCCACCAUUGACAAGACGGAUGGUAAAACAGAGGCUCCUAGUGUAGGAAAGCAAAUCACGGUGUUAAUGGAAGCAUGUCAGUCUUCAAGAGAGGAGGCUUCCGCUGCAGCGCAGAGGCACAAUUGGAAUAGAUGAUGUGUGUGGAGCCCUGCCCAUCGCGGAGGAGGGAGGAGGUGAAAGGGACAUCUCCCAGCUGCUAGAAAUAGCUCCUUGGGGAGAGAGGCCGCUGCUGCUGUAGGGGAAGGAUCAGGACUUCCAGUGUGGUGUAGUGGUUAAGAGCGGUGGCCUUGUAGUCCGGUGA
Molecule: messenger RNA, 1986 nt
Organism: Lacerta agilis (Sand lizard)
Lineage: Eukaryota; Metazoa; Chordata; Lepidosauria; Squamata; Lacertidae
Gene: CIZ1
Product: CDKN1A interacting zinc finger protein 1
Exons: 14
Coding region: 30-1820 (596 amino acids)
Cellular component (GO): nucleus
Molecular function (GO): zinc ion binding; nucleic acid binding
Source: RefSeq, a predicted model, not a curated record